Caenorhabditis elegans is the source of this 876-nucleotide messenger RNA. The record is from the annotation of a RefSeq genome assembly. Lineage: Eukaryota; Metazoa; Nematoda; Chromadorea; Rhabditida; Rhabditidae.
AUGAGUUUCAAAAACAGUAAGAUUGAAUACAAGAGCAAGUUUAUCACAAUUAACAGCUAUACUCAAAAUGCAAUUGACACGAGCUUAACACAAGGAUUGAACUGAUAGAGGAAAUCAGUCUGGUUUUGGUGACAAAGUUCAAUGGACAUUUGAUUGGACUGAAUUGCAGGCCAGCGGAAUAGAUGGUCUGUCAGGCUUGAUUACUGUUAGCUCUCAUCCGGACCACUCUUCAUUUGAACCUAUAAAAAUUGAAGUCGAUUUAAUUGAUCCCGUACAGAAAGUUGAAGCAUCACUGGAAAACUUGAUUAAUUCCACACUGUCGUUUCAAUACUGAUACCAUACCAAACUACGAUUGAAAAGGUUAACUACGACGAAAUGUUCUUGCCAACAAAUGAAACCGAUGCAAUUCUUGUUAUUGGGGAUAAGAUGUUGAAUGUUAACAAAGCUUUUCUUUCAUUUCACUCUACUUACUUCAGUGCUCUAUUCUCAUCCAAUUACAAAGAAGGUCAAAUGUCAGAGAUUGAGCUUAAAGAUGUGUCUUACGAAAACUUUGCUCUUCUUCUAGGAACUAUCUAUCCGAAUACAAUAUUUCCAAACGAUAAAACCGUGUAUAAGAUUCUGGAUAUGGCGGACCGAUUUAUUCUUCCGUCUGCAAUAUGGCACGUGGAGUAUCAUCUGCUCAAUAAUACCCGAAUCAGAAAUGAAAUGCUGAUGUGGUUGGCUGACAGAUAUGGAAUGACGAAACUUCUCGAAAAAUCGAUUCGUCGGAUGAAUUCAGUUGAGAGUGCGAAGAAGUUGAAGGCUUCACAGGAAUACUCCAAACUUUCCAAUGACUCAAAGGCCAAAGUUCUUGAUCGCCUUAUGGGGCUUAUUUAA